AUGCCGCCCCCGGAGAAGAACCGAAGCCCCCCUGCCCGGGCGCUCGCGGGCCGCGCUCGGGGUAGGCUGCCCAGCCUGCCGUCGCCGGCGCUGUUCUGCGCCUGCGGCCUGUGCGUGCUGCUGGCGGGCGUGAACGUGACCCUGGUGGGCGCCUUCGCCUCUUUCCCGCCCCGAAGCAACGCGCCGCUUGUCGUGGGGCCGGCGCUGCUGGCGCUGGCGCUCCUCUGCUUCGCUGUCUGCUGCGCGUGUAGCCGCCGGGGCCCCGCUCCCCGCGCGCGCUCGGCGGCGGCCUCGGGCCCGGGCCCGGGCGGCGGCGGCGGCGGGCCGGUGGCGCUGGAGAUGGAGAGCAGCGAGCGCACGGCGCAGGACACAACGGCCGUGCAGCUCAGCCCUGCCGCUUCGGCCGCGUCUUCGAGCCGCUCCAGCCCCGGUCCCUUCGCCCUGGACGUCCCCACGCCCGCAGUGGUCUACGCGCCGCGCACCGAAGGGGUCCAGCUCAACCUGCCCCGGGAGCGCGUCGCCCCCUAG
This is a messenger RNA of Hyaena hyaena (striped hyena), 528 nucleotides long. RefSeq names its product transmembrane protein 275 (gene TMEM275). The record is from RefSeq and is a predicted model, not a curated record. The transcript has a single exon. The coding region runs from base 1 to 528 and encodes 175 amino acids. Lineage: Eukaryota; Metazoa; Chordata; Mammalia; Carnivora; Hyaenidae.